Syngnathus typhle (broad-nosed pipefish) is the source of this 1282-nucleotide messenger RNA. Its product is annotated as integral membrane protein 2B-like. The record is from RefSeq and is a predicted model, not a curated record. Gene Ontology annotation, cellular component: plasma membrane; Golgi apparatus; extracellular exosome. Bases 182 to 973 code for a protein of 263 amino acids. The transcript has 7 exons. NCBI's taxonomy places the organism in Eukaryota, Metazoa, Chordata, Actinopteri, Syngnathiformes, Syngnathidae. Gene Ontology annotation, molecular function: amyloid-beta binding. Gene Ontology annotation, biological process: negative regulation of amyloid precursor protein biosynthetic process.
GGCAACCGGAAGCGUUGUGCCACAUUCCCAGCGCUUCCUCUCGCAACAAGCAGCUCCACUCACAGCCCAAGUGCCGCCCGGAACAACUUUUCUUUUCUGUCGCUACUUUCACUGGCGCCACUGUUAUUCGUACUAUACAUCGAUCUUUUCUGACCGCCUUGGAGUUUAAAGCGAUUCCGCGAUGGUUAAAGUGUCUUUCAACUCAGCCUUGACGCUGAAAGAAAUGAAGAAGGACACGGUGACGCUCCUUCCCGACCAGGACAAAGACGCUGAGGCGGCGAUGGCAGCGGCAGGGCUCCUGCGCCGGCGGUCCCAAGCGUGGCGCUGGUGCCUGUGUCUGGGUCUGGCCCUCAUGGUUUCGGGGAUGCUGGUGGGCGGGGCCUACCUCUACCGCUACUACGUUCUGGAGGACAGCCAAGUGUUUGUGUGCGGGGUCAACUACCGCGAGGAGGACCUCAGCCUGAUGGAAGUGCAGCAGGUGGAGGCGGAGCUCUCCAAGCCUCUGAAGCAGCUGGAGGAGCAGAUCCGGAUUCUGGAGCGGGAGCAAGUGGCGCUCAUCAAGGUGCCCGUGCCCGACUUUGAGGACGGCGACCCGGCCGACAUUGUGCACGACUUCCAGCGGGGGCUGACGGCCUACCUGGACCUGAGCCUCAACAAGUGCUACGUGCUCCCGCUCAACACCUCGGUGGUGGUGCCGCCCAGGGACUUCCUGGAACUGCUGAUCAACAUCAAGGCGGGCACCUACCUGCCGCAGUCGUACCUGGUGCACGAGGAGAUGGUGGUGACGGAGCGGCUGGAGCACAGCGAGCGGCUGGGCGACUUCAUCGGCAAGCUGUGCCGCGGCAAGCAGACCUUCAAGCUGCAGCGCCGCGAGCGCAUCUUGGGCAUGCAGAAGCGGCAAGUUCUCAACUGCCGCAAGAUUCGCCACUUUGAGAGCAAGUUUGUGGUGGAGACCUCCAUCUGCCAGUUUUAAGCCGCCGCCCACUUUUCCAUCUGUUCUUAUUUCACGCGUUCCUUGAAUGAAAAGGUCAAGGCGCCGCCGCCGCCGCCGGCACUACUUAAGCGUUGAUUUGCGUGACAUUUGUGAGGGCACACCACGGAUGCUGGGGCUUUUCUUUUUUUUUUUUUAAACACACUUCCUGACUCAUUAACUGGACUUUUCUUUCCUGUUGGCUUUAAAUUGAUCAAUUUGUUUGUGUGUGUUCCGGGGGGGGGGGGUAAAUAACUAUGUAAUCUUUGUACAGUUCAAAAGAAUAGAAAAUAAAUCGUUUAGCUGAUGGUA